Molecule: messenger RNA, 3276 nt
Organism: Pyricularia oryzae 70-15
Lineage: Eukaryota; Fungi; Ascomycota; Sordariomycetes; Magnaporthales; Pyriculariaceae
Exons: 2
Coding region: 336-3224 (962 amino acids)
Source: RefSeq, a predicted model, not a curated record
AGACCACUCUCAGGCAAGAUUGGUCGCCUCAACUGCCAAUACUGCAAAGAACUGCAGAAGUGCGGAUAGGGAGCGCACGUGUGUACAACCACAUGGAUUGGCUGCCAUCGCUUGCGGCACCGCCACACAUUUGGUUCGCCUUGUUUUCUUCGAGUACCAUGAAAUAUGCGGACCAUUUAAUCGCCAGAGACUACGGUCUGACUGCGCUCUAUGUUCUUGAGCCUAUCUUCCCUGUCAUCUAGCUCUUCUUCAUCCCUGCGAACAUACUUGAAAAUUCUCAGGCUUGGUAUCGUUCCAGUUAUUCGGUUGUUGUGUUACAUCUUAGGCCCACUCCAAUGGCCACCAGCAUUGGCAGGCUCCAAGCGGCGCUCAGCUCGGUCACGAGCGAAGUGACCGUAGCUGCCGCCAACAUCAAUUUCGACUUCACGCUCGUCAAGUGCGAAGCACCAGCUGAAUAUCGUUCCUUGGAGCAACAGCUCACGCCUGCACGCAAGGCCGAGGCAGAAUGCGGCUCACUGCACGUAACCGCGCGAAGGCUUGGGGCGCUUUUCGAGGAGAUUUGCCCAGUUGCGCCUAGGCUGAUUGGUGCUUUUGGCAAGCGUGCAUCUGAAAUAACCCAAAAGGCGAACCAAAAGUCCACGCCGCUACCGUCGGCGGCGCGAAGCAUAUUUUCUGACUACAUCGGCGUCGAUAUUUGCGCGUUGUGGGCAGCCGCGACCUCGAGCAAAGCGGCUCUUCCAUUGUUUCUUCUCGCAUGCAUGCUGGCGCGGAUUUGGGAUGAUGCCGAGGCCACAGCGCUUUGGUGUGAGAUUGUAAAAGAUAGGAGGAUGGACAUUGCGUCCCGCCUAGAGGCAGGAGAACCAGUCCCAUAUACCGCAGUCUCGGCGGCCGCACAGCAAGACAUUCCUCGAGAGCAGCUCGCCAAGUGGGACGCCAGCGCCCGCGCCUUCCUAAAGACUGCCGAUGACAUGUGUUCAAUGCAGCGGAAGCAAUUCAACUUGAUAGCCCACAACAUAGAUGUCCCAGUCAGCAUAGGGAAUGACCAAAGGCCCUACCACGGGAUCGUGGCGACAUGGACGAACGCCAUGAAAACUCUGGAGAAGCUCAUCUGCGGGCAGCCGUAUGCCGUGCUGGAUGGCUCGAUCCUGCUCGGGAUUUCAUCCUGGCACAUUUACCCCGACAUGACAGUGUUUGGCUCUGGUCCAGGAAAACAAGUCAUAAUGAGGGACCCAUUAGUCGACAGUGGGGGUGUUGCCUCGCUCGGCAUCAAAGAUUCGCCGCUCCAGGGCGCAGAAAGCCAGAAUGGAGGAGUCUUCUGGUCCCUGUCACUUGGCCACUACAAGUUCUAUGGAAAACCCACCAACAGAACAUCCAGGCUCGACGAGGAUCGCAGCAGGUUAACCUUUUCCGAGUUGCAAGUAGCCACAAUCGGCGCGCUGCUAUCGGCGUGGCACGUUCCGGUGUCCAUGACAGACAGAGCCCUGAAAUGUCUUUUGAAGAUUCUUUCUUUCUUGCCUUAUGAUGGUGAAGAUCGAAGAGACCUAUGGAUCAAGACAAUGACCGAUCCGGUGGUCAUGUGUCUCUCUGAGCCAGAAGAUACAGCGGCUCUGAUAGCACUUGGUAGGCGUCGGUCUGUAUUCAUUUCUUCCAGAAAAGAUGGAGCUGGCCAGCAGGGGUUGAACUUGAACCCGGUAAAUGACUUUUUCGCACUUAGAGCUCCGCCUUACCCUCUUCUCGACCUCAUUGAAAUUGUGGCUGGGGCUGGCUCUCUUCUGUGGAGAAUAGCUUUGCGGAUGGACGAAUAUUCAAAGGAGGACUUUAUGUUUGUUUUCUAUUGUUGGAUCAAUGGAAAAAGGGAGCUUGGUGGGGCCCGAAUCAUCCCCAAGAAUGCAAGUGCCGACAAAGUGCAGUUUGCUUCAUCCUACGGUGGCAUCACAGCGGAAAGCCUGGGUUUAGGUGCUGGAGAAGCAUGGGAAAUCGGCCCCGUCGACUUUAAACAUGGAGAGAAGUUGAGUUUUAUCAUGACGAGAGGGUCCGCGGAAUAUCGACACCUGAUCGGACAGCGGAGCCCCAUCGGGGUCUACGUUAUUGAUAGCAAUGGUGGUGAUGCCCGUCUACCUCUGCUCGAGUAUGAGGACAUCACCUGGUGUAUCGACAACGGGUACAUCAGUCCCGAGGAUCUCAAAUCUGCCCUGACAGGCACGAGUUCAAAGCUAGAACAGAAUCUGGACAAUGGAGUCCUUUACAACUUUUGCCACUUGGGAUUGGCCUCAAUCAUCUACCAGGAUUUAAACCUCGACGGCGUUACGAUAUCACCCAAAGCUCUUUCGAGUCCCCUCAGUGCUGUCUUUGAGUGGUAUCGACUCUACGCAGGCACGGAUCUGCAUUUGCAAAAGUAUGCGUCUAGAUUGACUAAAAGGUUCAAGCGCGAGAGUUCUUGGCGACUUGUUGCAUUUUUUGAGACGGGAGAAGUAGUCGUGGGAUUCGAAGCCAAAAUACCUGCUCUUGGAUUGGCUGUUGGCGACUCGAUAUUUGUCCCCAGAAAACUCCUUAUCGACCCAUACGAGUCUCCAGAUAUGGAGAACUUCCGUGUCGGCAGGCUUCUGGGCAGCCUUGGCCACUCGGGAAUAACGAUUCUUCAGCCCGCAGACCCCCAGGAGCUCAUGGUUCGUGAUCUAGACGCAGGGGCGUGGAGGUUGAGCCUGAAGCCGUUCUCGGGCGAGCCGGGGGACGACUUUGCCAAGACGUCGCUCCACCUCGGCUUCACGGGCUGGCAGGCCCCGGUGUUCGUCAAGCAGUCGGUCGGGACGCAGCUCUCGAGCGCCAACGUGUUGCAGGUCUUUGUCUCGGUCCGCGAUUCCGGUGAGUGGGUAGCCGACGUGGACGUUUUGGGGAUGCUCACGCACGGAGACGUCGAGUUUCUGGAAAGCGACGAGACGUGCCCCCACCGGCGGCAACGUGGGCACUCGGGCGCUGCUCCAGCUGCCGAUGGCGUUCCCGACGGCAUGUUGUUGAUCGAGACGUGGGAUCAGAUACUGGAUCUGCCAGAGGGCUGGCUGGUGGCCAGGGCAUGUGGGAACUGGGUUUCACGCCUUGCCAUUGCAUCGGUGGCAGCGCUUCACUGCAGGCUAAGAGAGAAGCGGGUAUACAUCUGUCCCCAGGACAAGGAUUGGUGCUGGUUGUGCCUCGAGGAAGAGCAUCGGAAUGCGAUUUUUGUGUACUAGCACUCGUUUAUUCCUAGUCUAAUUCUAGAAAAGGCAAACAGCCAUAAUGUCC